GACUCAUAACAUCCAAGAUGGCGGUCGUGUGGAAGUUUCUGUUUGUGUAUGUUGUCAUUUUUGUACAGUUUUCAACUAGUUUGAGGCCAGGAAUCAAGUCCAGAAACUUGCACUUGCCGAAAAGGAUAUGGCAGGAUGCUCAGGACAAGGGUUUCUACCACAUCGACAGCGGUUCCUUUCCUAUGGAGGAUGUUGGCGGGGUGGACUCGAGUCGUGCUCGCGUCAAGCGAGAUCACACGUCCCCCUUGCCACAAGUCAGCAGGGUUCCCCUGAAUGACAGCCAUCACCAGUUGGUCAUCCACUGGGCAGGGGAGGGCAGUGACCUGAUUGUGGCCCUGGCCAGAGAGCCUCACGCCACUGCCCAGUCCACCAGCAACGUCUACAUCUCCCAAGACUACGGCAAGACUUUCGUGGAGAAACAACAGACGUACAUGAGGCUGGAGAACAACUCAGCAUCCAUCAUAGACAACUUCUAUCACAGCCCAGCAGAUAUCAACAGGUACAUCUUCACGGACGUGGUUCAUCGUCGCAUCUGGCGCACGACAGAUGGCGGGAACAGCUACUCCAUGGGAUAUGUUCCGUUUGUGCCCACAAGUCUCCUGAUGCACGAGUCAGACAAAUACCUGGUGCUGGGCAUGGAUGAGAACGACCCCCGCAGGAGGUUGUGGAUCUCCCGUAAUUUUGGCCGAGGUUGGGCAGUCAUGCAAGAAGAUGUCAAGUCCUUCUAUUGGGGAAUCCCGCCAUAUGACCACAUAAACGCAGUGUACGUAGAGAGGGUGGAGCCUGACGGCAAACACACUGUGUUGCAGUCUGACGACUUCUUCAGCCAUGAAACAUUCAUAGCUACCAUCAUACAAGGGGUGGAUGACUUUGAAGUCAGGGACAGCUACAUGUUUGCCACAAAAUCAAUGCUGGUUAACCCCAGGUUUCCCACAGCGAUGAACAUCACCACCCUUUGGGUGUCCUACAACAGGGGACCAUUCAGCAGAGCCGAGUUCCCUACAAACCUACCCACUAAGGAGUUCUACAUCCCGGAUGCCUCGGAAAACCAGGUGUUUGUGUGUGUGAACCACAACCACACCCUGACUAACCUGUACAUCUCAGGUGUGCAAGGUGUGGACUUCUCCCUGUCCCUGGAGAACAUCCUGUACUUCAACCCUGAGACUACAGGAUCUGAGUCUCUCCUCAGAUACUAUGUGGAUGAACCGUUUGCAGACAUACACAAGGUCGGUGCAAUGAGAGGCAUAUACGUCGCUACCGUUCUCAACGCCACUCAGAUGCAGUCCCGGAACAUGAAGUCAGUCAUCACCUUUGACAAGGGAGGGAUGUGGAACAACAUAACGGCACCUCUUCAGGACACAGAAGGCCACUCAACCAACUGUAACCCUGGAAAGAACUGUUCCUUGCACCUGUCCCAGAAGUACCACCAGCUGGCCCCCGGCUACAGGAAUGUUCCCAUCCUGUCUAAAGAAUCUGCACCUGGGCUCAUUAUGGCAUCAGGUUCCCUGGGGGACAGCAUCAAGAGCGACUCUGACGUCUUCUUCUCCAGCAGUGCAGGGGUUAACUGGGAGAUGGUCCUGAGGGGAAAAUACUUCUUUGCCUUUGGCGACCACGGUGGGCUCGUGGCAGCUGUCAAACAGUUUGAGGAAACCAAUACCAUUGAGUACAGCUGGAAUGAGGGGGAGACAUGGACCACGUAUGCAUUCUCUGACAGUAAGAUCCGUGUGUACGGGGUGAUGACGGAGCCAGGGGAGACCACAGGCGUCUUCUCCAUCUUCGGAUCCAACCCCCAGCGCCACAGCUGGUUGGUUGUCCAGGUCAACCUCACCUCCAUUCUAGGACUUCCUUGCAACGAAGAUGACUACAAGACCUGGAGUCCCGGGGACGAGCAGCCUGGUAGCACCUGUCUCCUGGGGCGGAGGACAGUGUAUGAACGGAGGAUCGCGCAUGCCAAGUGCUACAACGGCAGGAACUACGACAGGCCCAUACGAUCGCAGAACUGCACUUGUACACGUGAAGACUUUGAAUGUGAUGAAGGCUACAUGGAGCAACCCAUUUGGCGUCCAUUUUUUGACCGUGGGUAUCGUCAGCAACACUUCUGGCUGCAGCGCUGUGUACUUGACCCUGACAGCGGAGUUGACCCGCACCGGAUUCCCACCCCAUGUCCCGAGGGAUCUUUCUACAAAAGAACCAAGGGGUACCGGCGGGUUGCAGGUGACACCUGCUCGGGUGGUGACGACAGCCGCUAUGCACCUGACUUAGUCUCCUGUCCCGUGGGAGAGCAACCAGAGUUUCUCCUGGUAGCCCGGCGUACAGAGAUUAUCCAGUACCUGCUGACCGAUGGCCACCAUGAGUCCCUGCCACUGCAGAACCUACAGGGGGCCAUCGCCAUGGACUAUGACUACAUCAACAACUGUGUGUACUGGGCAGACAUGACCAGCGACAUCAUUCAGAGGCUGUGUCUGAAUGGCAGUGCAGUACAGGAGACAAUUGUCAGGGGGCGCAUCGAGACUGUGGAGGGGCUGGCCAUCGACUGGAUGAGUGGGAACCUGUACUGGGUGGAUGCUGGGAUGAAGAAGAUCGAGAUGUCUCGGCUGGACGGUACCAUGAGGAGGGUCCUGACCAAUGCCUCUUUGGACAACCCAAGGGCACUGGUGUUGUGCCCACAGGAGGGCUACAUGUACUGGACAGAUUGGGGCGACAAUGCCAAAAUUGUCCGGGCAGACAUGGACGCAAAGAACCGCAAUAACAUCAUCACCUCGGACAUCCGCUGGCCAAACGGUCUUGCAGUGGACUACAGCGGCCGGAUGAUCUACUGGACAGAAGCCUACCACGAUCGUAUUGAAGUGGCCGACCUGGAUGGACAGAACAGGAGGGUGUUGAUCAGCCAUGAUGUGCCCCAUCCAUAUGCUAUUGCAGUGUUCAAGGAUAGGAUAUAUUGGGACGACUGGUCAUCUCAGGCUGUCUUCAGUGCCAUGAAGUAUGAUGGAUCCGACAGGCAGACUUUGAUUGACAACUUACCCGGGGUCAUGGACCUCAAGGUGUACCACAAGGAUACACAGACAGGUACCAACACGUGUGCCCGGAACAACGGUGGCUGUAGUAACCUGUGUGUGCCCAAGCCUGGGUCAGGACAGGCCCGUACCUGCCUCUGUUCCGAUGAUGUCAUCACGGCGCUGCAGCCAGACGGCACGGAGAGGUGUGAGUGUCGGCAACAUGAACACCUGGUCAACGGCUACUGUGAGCCCAUCGAGGGGGCGACAUGUCCUGGAGACCAGUUCACCUGUUCAAACGAGCACUGCAUCCCCCGGAGCUGGGUCUGUGACCAUGACAAUGACUGUGGGGACUUCAGUGAUGAGCAGAACUGCCCACCCAGCACCUGCGACAGUUCUCAGUUCACCUGUGGUAAUGGCCAGUGUAUUCCUGAAAGGUGGAAAUGUGACCAUGACAAUGACUGUGGAGACAUGAGCGAUGAACAGGACUGUGAGUUCCCAUCCUGUGGUCAAGACCAGUUCACCUGUAACAAUGGUCGGUGCAUCCCGCAGCGGUGGGUGUGCGACUUUGACAAUGACUGUCACGACAUGUCAGACGAAGCUCACUGCUCGUUCUCAACACCAGCCCCUACAGUACUGCCCAACUGUACAUCCAGUCAGUUCACCUGUGACAACGGCCGCUGCAUCUCCGCCAGUUGGAAAUGUGAUGGAGACAACGACUGUGGGGACAUGAGCGAUGAGCAGGGAUGUGGUCAGCUGACCUGCCGCUGGUUCCAGUUCACCUGUAACAAUGGCCACUGUGUGUACAGCUCCUGGGUGUGUGAUGGUGAGGACGACUGUGGGGACGGCUCUGAUGAACAGGACUGUGCCACCACAGCUUAUCCAAUAACGGUGGCGCCGACUCGCCCAGCCAACUGUACAUCGCUGGAAUUCCGCUGUCGCAACGGGAACUGUGUUAAUGAACGGUGGCGGUGCGACGGGAUCGAUGACUGUGGGGACAACUCAGAUGAAGCCAACUGUGGAGUUGUGACGGAGGCCCCUCGAACCUGCCGACCAGACCAGUUCCACUGCUCCAACGAUGUGUGCAUCUACGCAGGCUGGAGAUGUGAUGGGGACAACGACUGUGGAGACUUCUCUGAUGAGACAGGCUGUGGUCAUGGUACGACACCUCCCCCUCGUCAGAACACCUGUGCACCGAACCAGUUCACCUGUGGGCCCGGCGGGUUCUACCACUGCAUCUGGGAGAGCUGGGUCUGUGAUGGAGACAACGACUGUGGGGACAUGAGCGAUGAGAGAGACUGUCCCACAAGGGUUCCCACCACGACCACCCGCUAUGUGCCCCACUCCUGCACACAUUACCAGUUCAGGUGUAUCGCUGACGGGCGCUGUAUCCCCAUGUCAUGGCACUGUGAUGGGGCCUGGGACUGUAUCAAUGGAACAGAUGAAUGGGGAUGUCCUACACCAAGUGUACCUACGACUUCAGCGCCACAACGGUGUUCCAGCAGUCAGUUUGCCUGUGCGGACGGUGACGGCUGUAUCCCAAGGUACCGAGUGUGUGACGGUCGGAAUGACUGUCUGGAUCACAGCGACGAGAGGAACUGCUCCCUACACUACCGUGUGGUAGGCCUGAAGGUGGACCCGACAGAUACAACAGGACAGGUACUGCUGGAGUGGGAACAGGUCACACCACAGCCCAGCAGCACUUUCUCCUAUGUCAUCUACUACAGUAUGGUACAGACAUUGGCUUCUUGACGGAGCAGACAACAGUGAGAGUCCUGAACGCGACCCUCCAGGACCUCCAGCUGGGUCUGAGGUACUACAUCCGGGUCACCGGUUACACCAGGGUGGGGAGGGGGGAGUCUGCCUCCACUGGUGUCUCUACAUCUCCAGCAACUAUUGGUGCUAAGCCCACCAGUGUCACUGUAACACCUGCACGUGGGAGCAUCACUGUGAGCUGGACUGCUCCCAAUGUUCCAGCUGAACAAAUCCAGGGCUACACUAUCUGGUACAACUCUGAAAGUGAAUCCAUCUCGGAGAAGAAGAUUGUCAACGACCACACUGCAACAAGUGCUACAGUGACAUACCUGUCCCCAGCCACGCGAUACACCAUCCAAGUGUCUGCCUUUAACGAUGAGGGAGAUGGACCCAAGAGUGAUGAGAAGACAGUUAGGACCCUUGGACCGGCCCUGCCGGUUGUGGAGCACCUCACUGCCCAGGGGCUGACCACUAACUCUGUCCAGCUCAGCUGGCAUCUGGAGGGAGACUAUACAUUUGGAAUUUACUACGGCACUACAGAAACAGCAUUGGAAAGAGGCGGAAUACAGGCCAACACUACCAAACAGGCCUUCAAAGUACAAAAUCUGCAGUCGGACCUCAACUAUCUGUUCAUGGUGAAAAUCAUCCAGCCCCUGCCUGGUCCUCCAGCAUACACAUCAGCAACAACAUCAUUUGACGACACCCUGCCGCCCCAGCGUCUGAGGGCUCUCAGUCACAACCAGACCGCAGUGUUGCUCCAGUGGGCCCCUCCCAGGCAAAUGCAUGGCUUACAAUAUGAGAUUGAUGCAACUGAUGACGAAAAUGCGACCUGGACUUACGCAGUCCGAACCAAACAGCUAGACGGUAAUUUCAUCAGGUACAACGUCACAGGUCUCUACCCUGGUCACCACUACCUCUUCAAUGUCAAGGUGUCUACCCAGAAUGCAAAGCCAUCCAAGCCUUAUCAUGUGACCACAGACCUUGUCCCAGCUCCCAUUGAGUUGAAGAUUUUGCCUGAGUCCAGCAGCCAGCUGCUACUGAUCUGGGAAGCAGGAAACCCAUAUGUGGCUAAUGUCGUACUGGAUGCGGGUUUUGAGGUACUGAUGAAACCAGAGGGGCCGAACACCACGUUUGAGGUUUUGCAGGACACAUUGAAGGAGCACAGGCUCCUUGUGAAGAACCUCCUGAGGGGCACCCAGUAUCUCUUCAAGGUCCGAGUGGGCAAGUACUUCGGGCACUAUGGAGCAAACUCGUCUGUGGAGAGUGGCUACACCUUGGCAUCGGGCGGUGACAACGAGCCACAGAAGGGUCCUGGUAAAGCCAGCCUGGCAGCCAUCCUUGCCCCCACCUUACUGGUCAUCGUGGUUCUGGCUGUUGCUCUUGCCGUGUUCAUCAUUCGCCAUCGCCGCCUGCAGCGCAGCUUCAUGUCCUUCGCCACCAGCCACUACGACACCAGUCGCGGCGAGGCCACCUUCACCACCGGCGAUGAUGAUGAUGAUGAAGACUCCCCCAUCAUCCGAGGCUUCUCCGACGACGAGCCUCUGGUCGUGGCAUAGUAAGGGAACGGUCGUCAGGACCUCCUGGCGAGGUCGCGGUCGGUCGCGCAGUGUUUUCUCUACAAGGUGCAAUUGAUAAUCCACAGACAUCCCACCUUCUAAUCACCCCCCUCCCCCAUUCUCCAUGUUUGGCCUAUAUGCGUAAAGUUAGGCAGAGCAAUAGGCUGGUUCAUAGUUUCAACAGCACAUGUGUGAGGUCAAAGGUGAAGGCCCCUUAACUUGUAAACAGUUCUUGUAUCCAGACAUGUUUUGUUUAUGUCUCAGUAGUGUUCACCUUUGACAUAUUACCUACAAUGCAUCUCACUUCUCAUGUGCAGUUGAAACUAUGAAGCAUCUUAUUUGUACAGCUUUAGAAGACAGGAUUUAUAUGACAAAGAAGAAAUUCCACUGGAACUUUUUUUUGUGUGUGGCUGUAAUAAUAAGCUGUAUGAGAUGCAGUUGAGGGCACAUUAGCAAAAUAAAUAGACACAUUGAUCUUUUCAACGGUAUUGUUUCAUACUGACUGAAUGACCCAGCAGCAGAAAUUCAUUGCUUUUAAGUUGAGAAAAUUAGAUGUUUUAUGGUGAAGAAAAGGCAUGUAGUACUAAACUCAUUGAAAGAUUUGCAACCACAAACUGGGAUGGUACAAAAUGUAUGUACAUGUAGAGAAAAAACUGCUCAUGUGUAGCGUUAUGCCUCUUUCACUCAACUUUCUUCAGCAAGGUGUCACCACCAAAUCCUUACUAGUACAGUGUUUUGUCAUACAAUUUUUA
Branchiostoma floridae (Florida lancelet) is the source of this 7056-nucleotide messenger RNA. RefSeq names its product sortilin-related receptor-like. Gene Ontology annotation, cellular component: Golgi apparatus; membrane. Gene Ontology annotation, molecular function: protein binding. Lineage: Eukaryota; Metazoa; Chordata; Leptocardii; Amphioxiformes; Branchiostomatidae. The record is from RefSeq and is a predicted model, not a curated record. Gene Ontology annotation, biological process: post-Golgi vesicle-mediated transport.